Knipowitschia caucasica is the source of this 1353-nucleotide messenger RNA. The record is from the annotation of a GenBank genome assembly. NCBI's taxonomy places the organism in Eukaryota, Metazoa, Chordata, Actinopteri, Gobiiformes, Gobiidae.
AUGAAAAAAAAGACUAAUAUCAGCCAAAUGGCCCUCAGAAACGCUGCUUCUCGUCUUCUUGUCAGUUCUCAAAAAUGUGCAACAGUUUUAACAUCAAGAGCACAAGGCACAGCUUCUGCACUUCGCAAAGAUGCAGAGGAAGUUCCAAAGCAGUCUUCUAAACCACCCAAGGUGACUUUUGAUUGGAGAGAUGCACUGAAUUUAGAGGGACAGCUGACCGAGGAAGAAGUUAUGAUCAGAGAUUCCUUCAGGGACUAUUGUCAAGACAAACUCAUGCCACGCAUCCUUAUGGCGAACAGAAAUGAACAUUUUCACCGUGAAAUUGUUUCCGAGAUGGGCGAGCUGGGAGUUUUGGGACCAACUAUUAAAGGAUAUGGCUGUGCAGGCACCAGUUAUGUGGCCUAUGGUUUGAUCGCACGAGAGGUUGAGAGAGUGGACAGUGGAUAUCGGUCAGUCAUGAGUGUUCAGUCUUCACUGGUGAUGCAUCCAAUCAAUGCAUAUGGCACACUGGCCCAGAAAGAAAAGUACCUGCCCCGACUGGCUCGUGGAGAAAUCCUUGGCUGCUUUGGUUUAACUGAACCCAACCAUGGCAGCGAUCCCAGCGGAAUGGAGACCAAAGCUAAAUUUAACCCUUCAAGUGGCACUUUCAGUAUCAGUGGAGCAAAAACCUGGAUCACAAAUUCCCCAGAGGCAGACAUUGCAGUUGUCUGGGCCAAAUGUGAAGAUGGCAGAGUAAGGGGUUUCAUCUUGGAGCGUGGCAUGAAGGGGUUCGCCACUCCAAAAAUUGAAGGAAAGUUUUCUCUGCGAGCCUCUGCUACAGGUAUGAUCCUGAUGGAUGAGGUGGAGGUCCCUCAGGAGAACCUGCUGCCCAACGUGUCCGGUCUGGCUGGUCCUUUCGGCUGCCUCAACAAUGCUCGAUAUGGGAUCGCAUGGGGAGCCUUGGGAGCAGCUGAGUUUUGUUUCCAUGCUGCCAGACAGUACACCAUGGACAGAAUCCAGUUUGGUGUGCCUCUAGCCAGGAACCAACUCAUGCAAAAGAAGAUGGCUGACAUGUUGACUGAAAUCACCCUCGGGUUACAGUCCUGCCUGGCUCUGGGGCGGCUGAUUGAUACAAAAAGUGCGGCCCCAGAAAUGAUCUCUAUGCUGAAGAGGAAUAGUUGUGGCAAAGCUCUGGACAUUGCAAGACAAGCCAGGGACAUGUUGGGAGGAAAUGGGAUUGCGGACGAGUACCACAUCAUUCGUCAUGUUAUGAACCUGGAGGCAGUGAACACUUAUGAGGGAACCCAUGACAUACAUGCACUUAUCUUGGGAAGAGCUAUCACUGGACUUCAGUCAUUUACUGUUGAAAAGUAA